Bacidia gigantensis is the source of this 2877-nucleotide messenger RNA. RefSeq lists its product as uncharacterized. The transcript has 2 exons. The record is from RefSeq and is a predicted model, not a curated record. NCBI's taxonomy places the organism in Eukaryota, Fungi, Ascomycota, Lecanoromycetes, Lecanorales, Ramalinaceae. Bases 1 to 2877 code for a protein of 958 amino acids.
AUGCCCAGAAAGAAGCCAGGCAAUCAGCACAACAACCGCCAUGAGAACGGCAUCGUCGCGCCCGGAAAGAGAAUAACCAAGCAAAAAUCCAACGGCCAUCUCAAUGGUACUGCCGAAGGUGGCCCGCUCACCAGCGGCGUGCCUGCUCCGUUGACUUCCGCUGCUCGUGCGACAUCACAAGAGCGUGAAAGGGGCGUGGAUGGGGAGACAAAGGAGACACCGAGCCACACUUAUGGUCACACGCUGCAAAAGCCCUCGCCUGAGAAAGAUACUGCAAAAGAAGGGUCUCUGUCAAGUCAGCUGGGGCACGCAAAUGGGACUGCCCACCCUUCUACCACCAAAAGCGAAACGGCCUUCUCCAAGUCCCCUACCAUGCGCAAAGAGAACGCAUUCAACUUGGCCUACACAAUAAUCCGGUCAUGUCCUCUCGGCGAUACCCUCACUAUCCUGAUCAUCCUGCUCUCGAUUCCGUCUACCAUACUGACGCUCAUCAACAUCCUAUUUGCCAUCCUGACAUUCAUGACCCCGGCUUCGUCCUUCUUCUCUCUACCAAACACUUUCACGGAUAUCUUCCAAGGAUAUGGCGGAACACCCUCAUUAGCGACAAUCGUGAUCACUGAUAUCCUAGGCUUACUCAUAUGGCUAGUGGCAUGGACACCAAUACAAGGACUUGCCCUUGAGUUCGCACAAACUGUGGUUGCUGCAACAUUGGGAGGAGGUAACACAUCAAAAAAGCCUGGAUAUGACAGUACAAUCUUGUGCUUCGCUAUAGUGACUCUCCGUCAUAUUUCAAAUCGUGGUUGGAUACCCUCAAGGAUUUUUGGCUUUGACUGGCGAGCCGUAUUGUCACAGAUACCAUACGUACCUCAACGCCCUUCUUCCUUUUUGUCUUUUUCUAAUGAUGAAUAUUUUACGACCGAUUUAGGGUGGUGGUGGUGGUGGAAAUGGUUUGAAGUUGGCAUAGCGUUGCACAUAUUAAUUCAAGGGCUCGUUCAUGGAGCGAGGAGAUGGUAUCAAAAGCGGGAGUAUUUCCAAUCGGCAUCUAUCGGCAAGAAGGUAGACCCAGAAACAGGCGCAAACGCUUCAAGUAGGCGGACCUCGAAUACCUUGGGGGAUACAACGCAGCAAAAUAGCAUUUCGUUGUCGCCAAAUACAGCUACAAAGACUUCACUCCCGAUAGUGAGGGAGGGACGCGAAAAGACUACAAGUGGUAAGAAGAAGAGAAAGCAAGCCGCUUUUGUGAGAAGUCAACAACCGUUGUGGGCCGCUUUUGCAGCCACAAAGGUGACAAUCAUGCGAGAGUGUGAGCAGAAGGAUUCCAUGGGCGGAGUCACGGUACCAGAUGCUAAAGAUGCAAGUGAUCUUGGGGAUGCCGCCUUUGGUGGCGUAGCAGAUCAGGUUUGGGUAUCUGAUGUGCUUCCUGAUAGCUUUAUCUUCCACACGACGUACGGUCUUAGCCGGGACAGCACGUAUUUUGAGAACGACAUCAACCCGCCUAAACCAUUGCAUGUUCGCAUCAAUGACACUGACUGGACGUCUACGAAGAUGACGCGGAUCCCCGAGGUUGAGGGUGGAGGAACUUGGUGGCAUGGAAUAGUCUUUGGAUUAGCGCCGUCAUCAAGCUACAGAUACAGCGUGAUUCAAAGCGAGGGUGACGUGGUCCUGCGCUCUAUGACUGUGACUACAUCGCCCUCGCCAUCCGAGGAGACUGAGUCAACAAAUGCACCAAGCGAAGUUCCACAAAGAUCUCACCGCCCAUUCUCACCCACCACGCCUACUGCAACACUAAAGAAUUCUAUCGCUACCUUUGAAGCUUCUUUUAACGAAUCAUGUGCGCGUCAAAAGAAGGCCAAAAAAGACAACAAAGCCACUAGCUCCGCCAUCAAAAGGGAGAUUGACAUCUUGAACGGAAAGAUAUCAAAGCUCGUCAGCGAGGACCGAUCCCACAGCAAUCGUCAUUUGCAGUGGAAUCAGUCUAUGAAACAGGCAGAUGAAGCUGUCGUGGCUUUGACGGACGAAAUAGAAGCGUUGGACCGCAUACCUGACGAAGAGCAAGAGAUCUUUAAGGAGAAGAAAGCCCAAAAAGAAGCAAUCAACAAUCAACGUGAUGCUCUUCGUACAGCUCUCCUCCGCGCUAAAGAUUCCACUCAACGAGCAAAGGUCGCUGUUCAGACCGAGGCGCAUACCGCUCACCAAAAGAAGGAGCGGUUGCUGGCUCGAAGAUCAAAGCUCGACGACCAAUGCGAGAAGUUCGAGUCAACAAUGUUGGAAGGUCUCAAUGACAAGGAACGCAAGGAUUCUAAGCAGGCUUUGAAGGAUCUUCAACGGGCGAAUGUUGAGCAGCAGUUACAUGAGCGCAUGGCCACCUUCAAUCAAGCUUGGCACGAUUCUCGCUCUACCCUAGGCCAAUACAUUUCUCAAGCUCGACUGUUUGAGAAUGCGUAUCAUGAGCAACAAAUGAUUGCUAACUCUGUACACGCCAUGCAGCAACGUCCCCUGACCCCUGAAGGGGACCUCCCUGGUGAAAAUCCUCAAAGUGCAGCUGCCGCAGCGCAUCAUCUACCUAUGUUUGGAACUCCAGACUCCGCCGGUGGACUUCGAAGUCAUUCGGGAUCUUUCCGUCAGAAUCACGAUCGACAGCGUUCUAGCUCUUUGCUCUCAAACAACAGCAACUACGUCGACUUUGAAGACUUGGAACCACGACCGCCAAUGCCUUCAAGGGCUAUUGAGGCCAUCCGAGGCGCUAGGAAGCAAAGUGGAGGUAGCGCUGGUGGAAGCUCUGGCAGCAGUAGUCAGCGAGAUCCUGCGAGUCCGGUCGUCGUCAACAAUAAUCGAGAUAGCCCUGUUGGUAAGAAGAACCCGGUUUGGAAUCAGUGA